Molecule: messenger RNA, 1084 nt
Organism: Zootoca vivipara (common lizard)
Lineage: Eukaryota; Metazoa; Chordata; Lepidosauria; Squamata; Lacertidae
Gene: UQCRFS1
Product: ubiquinol-cytochrome c reductase, Rieske iron-sulfur polypeptide 1
Cellular component (GO): membrane
Molecular function (GO): 2 iron, 2 sulfur cluster binding; quinol-cytochrome-c reductase activity
Source: RefSeq, a predicted model, not a curated record
AGCCUUGACGUCCGACGCGAAGGUGACCGGCUGGAGGGGGAAGAGAGAGGAGAAGUUACCUCCGCCGUCGCCAUGUUGUCCGUGGCCGCCCGCUCCGGCCCGUUGGCCCCUUACCUCUCGGCCGCCGCGCACGCCGUCCCGGGCCCGCUGAAGCCCUUGGCGGCCGGGUUGGCUCCGGCGGCCUCGAAGCUGCCGCUGGACCCGAAGCAGCCUCUGCUCUGCCGGGAGUCGCUGCGAGGCCAGGCCGCCCGUGGGGGACUCGUCGCCACCGCCAGCCUCAAUGCUCCUGCUAGCAUCCGUUAUGUCCACAAUGAUGUCACUGUGCCUGACUUCUCCGACUACCGUCGUCAUGAUGUAACAGAUGCUGCAAAAUCAUCCCAAGAGAGCAGUGAAUCCAGGAAAGUCUUCUCCUACUUUAUGACAGCAACAACCUGUGUGGCGACAGCAUAUGCUGCUAAGAAUGUUGUCACUCAGUUCGUCACCAGCAUGAGUGCUUCUGCUGAUGUGUUGGCAUUGUCGAAGAUUGAGAUCAAGCUCACCGAUAUUCCUGAAGGCAAGAAUAUGACUUUCAAGUGGAGAGGGAAGCCUCUCUUCGUGCGUCACAGAACCGCAAAAGAGAUUGAGCAAGAAGCUGCAGUAUCUUUGACUGAUUUAAGAGACCCCCAGCAUGAUUUAGACCGAGUAAAGAAACCUGAAUGGGUUGUCCUGAUUGGUGUUUGCACCCAUCUUGGCUGUGUACCCAUUGCAAAUGCUGGGGAGUUUGGUGGCUAUUAUUGCCCCUGCCAUGGGUCGCAUUACGAUGCGUCUGGCAGAAUCCGCAAAGGUCCAGCUCCAUUAAAUCUCGAGGUUCCCUACUAUGAAUUCCCUUCGGAAGAUUUACUCAUUGUGGGUUAAAUUUCUGGAUGCCUGGCGCUCUAUUUCCUGUAUGUAUGCAGAGGAACGAGGCUGGUGUUCGUGUAAUGUAUUUAAAAAAGAAAAGAAAAAUUGAGUGGAAAGUAUGGCUAACUGUCCCAAGUCACUGUUCAGAUCUGAUUGUUUGUGUACUUGGUCAGUUUUAAUAAAGGAUUAAACUGCUUUCCCAUAA